CCCGCAGACGGCGACCAUUAAGUGAGAUAGGCUUAAGCGAACACAAAACCCAGAGGCCAAGACUUUUCACCUGUCGUGGCGGGGAACCUCAUCUGCCUGGCGCGAAUCCACGCUGGCCCGCUUGGGAAGACAAUAUCACAGGCUGUCAUGAGAUGUCCAAAGAUAACAAUAAGAGCGGUUGUAUUGCGGGGGUAUUCCCGUCGCUCUCUCUUCCUUCUCCCCAAAUCUUUCUCUGCCAUCUUGCAAAUUCUCCUAAAUUCUCCUGUCGCCUUUGGCCGGAACCUUCGGGGUUGCUUUGUUGAUCAUCCGGCUAGUUGCUUAUCACUCGGCGCAUGGCAGGUUAUUGGGCAGAGUGGGUCGCUAUACAACCAGGCCAUUGGUCUUCGUGGGUAGUCGGUUGUCAAACCAGCCAUUCACACGACAUAUAGCUGAAUAAGUGGGUCG
Molecule: messenger RNA, 444 nt
Organism: Aspergillus campestris IBT 28561
Lineage: Eukaryota; Fungi; Ascomycota; Eurotiomycetes; Eurotiales; Aspergillaceae
Exons: 1
Coding region: 148-393 (81 amino acids)
Source: RefSeq, a predicted model, not a curated record